Molecule: messenger RNA, 627 nt
Organism: Pelagomonas calceolata
Lineage: Eukaryota; Pelagophyceae; Pelagomonadales; Pelagomonadaceae
Source: the annotation of a GenBank genome assembly
ACGCUGCACUUUAUGCUCUCGAGACCCGCGGACAACAUCCGCUGCAAAGGCUGUGGACGCAGAGCAGUCGAAUUCAGCAACGAAAAAAUGAUGCAUGCACUUAAAGCUACCGCUGCGUCCAUUACCCUGCUGUGCGCCAGCUGCGUCGACGUCGACGUCUCGCGGCGGCGCGCGUUGCAGCUGCACGCGUUCAGCGCGCCGGUGGUCGUGCCGCCCUUGAUUGCCGUGGCCCCCGCGCAUGCGGCGUCGAAGAAGUACAGUGCGGCUGACGCGCAGAAGGCGUUCGGCGAGCUGAAGGCGGCGCGCGCGGCGCUCGACGCCGUCGACAAGCCUCUUGCGGGCGGCGACCUGGAAAAGGCCGCGGCCGCGCUCCAGGCGCCGCCCUUGGUCGCGUUCGAGGAAAACGCGACGAUUAUCGUGCAAGCUCCGGUCCUGACUGUGGAGGACAAGAAGGCGAUCGGGACGAUCCGCAGAUACGGCGUCGCGGCCGACGUCAUCAUCAUGACGGGCGGCCUCUCUGAAGCACUGGACAACGGGGACGUGCGGCAGGCGAAGUCGUUCCUCGCGAAGGCGAAGGGGUCGCUGGACGAGGUCAUCGGCGUCGCGCGGGGCGGGGGGCUGCGAUGA